AUGGAUAGAACAGAAAGAAUAUUUAUGAUAACAAAAACGUUUUCAUCAAUAAAUACAAAUGCUAUUGAGUUAAAUACGAAUGAUAAAACAACUAAUGAUAUUGUUUUAUUACAGCAAUCAAAAUGUGAACCAUUUCAUUUGAGAAAUAUUUGGAUUUUGUUUCUGUUAGUUUUACCGUUGAGUGGAAUUCUGAUUGGUUUUUUAUUUCGAAACGAUUGCCCGUUACAAAAAUAUAUUCCACUAUGGGCGAUAGUUAAUGGUUUUCUAACAGUCAUUUUUCUUAUGUUAAUAUUUAUAACAAGAGGAUUUCUUCAAGAAAUUCAACAUCGAAAUUGCACAUUACUUGUUAUUGAAAAUUUUAAAGUUGUAUUAAUUUUUUUUCUUUUUCUGUGGUUUAUUCGUGGAAAUGUGAGUUGA
Messenger RNA from Rotaria socialis, 417 nucleotides. NCBI's taxonomy places the organism in Eukaryota, Metazoa, Rotifera, Eurotatoria, Philodinida, Philodinidae. The record is from the annotation of a GenBank genome assembly.